UUUCUGUAGACGGUGCAGCUUCCUUUGCUAAAGUCAGAGCGGUAGAGGGUUUUUCCUCCGGCUAACGGCACGCACCAUGGCGUCAACUGAAAUAGCAAGGCAAGCUGGUGAAGGAGUCCGUUCUGUGCCUCUGGCCGGCCAUGUUGGCUUUGACAGUAUGCCUGACCAGUUGGUCAACAAGUCUGUGAACCGUGGCUUCUGCUUCAACAUCCUCUGUGUUGGCGAGACAGGUCUUGGUAAGUCCACUCUGAUGGACACACUGUUCAACACCAAGUUUGAAGGUGAGCCCACCCAGCACAGCCAGCCUGGAGUCACACUGAAGUCCAACACCUACGAGCUGCAGGAGAGUAACGUACGCCUCAAACUGACUGUCGUCAACACAGUGGGCUUUGGAGACCAGAUUAAUAAGGAGGACAGCUACAAAUCCAUUGUGGAGUUCAUCGAUACCCAGUUUGAAGCUUACCUGCAGGAGGAGUUGAAAAUCAAGCGCACGCUACACAGCUACCACGACACUCGCAUCCACGCAUGCUUGUACUUCAUUGCUCCAACAGGACACUCGCUGAAGUCUCUGGACUUGGUGACGAUGAAAAAACUGGAUAGCAAGGUCAACAUCAUCCCAAUCGUUGCCAAGUCAGACGCCAUUUCUAAGAGCGAACUGGCCAAGUUCAAAAUCAAAAUCACCAGUGAGCUUGUCAGCAACGGAGUCCAGAUCUACCAGUUCCCCACUGAUGACGAGUCUGUGGCAGAAAUUAACUCCACCAUGAAUAGCCAUUUGCCCUUCGCUGUGGUGGGGAGCACUGAGGAAGUGAAGCUUGGGAAUAAGAUGGUGAAGGCCCGGCAGUACCCCUGGGGGACGGUGCAGGUGGAAAAUGAAAAUCACUGUGAUUUUGUCAAACUUCGUGAGAUGCUGAUUCGAGUGAACAUGGAGGACCUGCGAGAACAGACUCACACACGCCACUAUGAGCUCUACCGCCGCUGCAAGCUGGAAGAAAUGGGCUUUAAGGAUACAGACCCUGACAGCAAACCCUUCAGUCUGCAAGAGACAUAUGAGGCAAAGCGGAACGAGUUCAUGGGUGAGCUGCAGAAGAAGGAAGAGGAAAUGAGACAAAUGUUCGUCCAGCGGGUCAAAGAGAAGGAGGCCGAGCUCAAAGAAGCGGAGAAGGAGCUGCACGAUAAGUUUGACCGUUUGAAGAAGCUCCACCAGGAUGAGAAGAAGAAACUGGAGGAGAAGAAGAAGGGUCUAGAUGACGAGGUCAACACAUUCAAACAGAAAAAGACUGCAGCUGAACUUUUGCUGAACCAAGCCCAGCAGGCAGGGGGCGCCACCACGCUGAAGAGGGACAAAGAGAGGAAAAACUGAGGAUUCCUGUAGAAAAAAAAGUCCUCCCUUGUGGCAAUCCUGCUGUGAAUGAGCUCCUACCCCACUCAUCAUCUUUUAUAGCUUCUCCCUUCUCUCACCUCCACCUAAUUCCACCCUACACAUAUCUGCCUCCCACCGCAUUUUUUUGGUGAUGCUGGGCAUUGCAAAAAWAAAAAUAAAAAUAAAAAAAUUGUCGUAAAGUUUUUUUCUUCCUGAAUGAUGCUUGUUGUGUUUUGUGUUGUACAAGCAGCCAUUCAGUUUGAUUCCUUUUUUAAAUGCAAAUUUACAAAAUGCAUUCCAUAUUUAUGUGCUCAGCAUUUCUUUGCAUGAUGUGAGCUUUUUUAAAAAAAUACAUGACUACAGAUGUAAUGGGCAGAAAUGUGUUGAGGCUAAAGAGAAACAUGCAUCUUGAGACUUAAAAACUGAUGAGUACCUUUUUAGAAUUCUUUUUCUUUUUUUAAUAGUUGUCAUCCUAUAUUCCUGCAGGCUUGCAUAUGUAAUUUGAAUCUUUGCCUCAAAGUUGGAAUAGAUAUUUAAAAUAGGUCUCUUUUUUGAUGUAGUUUCCCUUUAGCCUGAUGCAUGAGUAGUUGCGAGCCUAAUCUUAUUGCCACUUCUCCCAUACCUCAUUCAUUGUCAUGUUUGAUGUGCAUACUUAUAUUAGCUUUUAUACUUGCACUUUGUUUUAUACACAAAUGUGAUGUUGUUUUUGUUAAGUAUAUUUCAAUGUCAGUGCAAUUGUAACUUUCUUUUUUUUUUGUAUUUUUAUACAAGGGCACAUUAAAAGUCAAAUAGUCCCGAUGUCCAUUGUUCUGACAGAGGCAGUCUUUGUUUUGUAUCCGUGUUWAGAAACCUUUUCUGAAGAAAAUAAAGGCCAAUUUUUCACCAAAUGAUAAAACUGGAGCAGCAAUCAUUGUGUAUGAUAAAAAGUGUUAUAAAUAUGUGGAUUUUUAAUGAAUUUCUGAACGAACUGCAGUGAUAAAUAGCAUUACUUUAAAUUAAUUUUUUGCCACUUUAAAYGUCAGGUUUGUUUUGUAAAAUCUGAGUCCACAGUUUUAGUGAAAUUAAAGCAGCAGAAGAGAUGCGACCUCCUCCCAGUCUACAGCUCACUGGUCUUGUGUGGUUUCACUUUCCUUUGCAGUAACCCGUGGCUCUGCACUGAAUAGGUCCUCAGCCCCCCCUCUCCCAAGCUUUGAWAAGGGAUCGGCCUCUGUGGGGUCUGUGGGCCUGAAAUGUGGAUCCCGUCCUGCAGGGUUUUUCAUUCAUUACCUGUUCUGUUAUAAUCUGUGCGUUUUUACGGCUGCUUUAACCUCAACCUGAGCGGUCAGUUUCUCCCACUCGUUGCUUUUGCCUGUGCACUGUUGGAUGUUGCUGUGACUAACACGUUUUUCCACUUUAAUUAGCAGAAACGACACAAGACGUGUUAAAUUAUUGACUUAGUUUAAUAUAUAAGUGUUCAUAUGCAUCAAAGUUAUUAAUUUCUCUUUUUCUCACCAAUUUGAUUGUACUGUUUGGGACUUUUUCAAGUAGACAUAUUCUCAUAUAUUUGACUUUAUUUUGAAAUUUUACUMUAAUAGUUUUGUAUAUGAUGAUCAAAACAUAAGCUUUUCCCUUCUUCAGAAUCCCUUUUGCACCUCUGGUGGUUUGGCCACUUCUCUAACUCUUGGCUUUGUUUCUCUUUGUCUCUUUAGCUUCUUUUAAUCUGUCUUUGACCACCUGAAGAGGGGAUUGCAGCUUCAGCAAGAACUAAGAACCCUUUACCUCUGCCUGUUUUUUAUUUUAAUUUUUUUUCCUCGUAUCAACCUUUUAUUCUCUUCAUUGCAUCUCCUUUUGUUGAGUAUGGCCUUAUGUGGACUUGCAUGGUAUUUCUGACCACCUGAUGAAGCUCUUAAACCUGGGCAGGUGGGGAACCAGGUACACAACAAAACCUGCAAUUAUGUCUUAAUGUACAGAGAGAGAUUUCAGGAGGGGUUCAUACAAUUUUAGGACUCACGGGUAAAACAUUUUUUUAUUGUAUUAACAUGACCUGCACUAUAUAUAGAUUUAUAUGCACUCAAAAAGGAAAAAGAAAUGAAGGUUUACUUUUAAAACAAAUUGAGGAUAGAAAACUUAAUUAAUCUAAUUCAAUAUUAAAUUAUUUGGCUUUUAUGUUCAUUUUGUGCUCAUCUAAAUAAAAUGAUUGAAAAAGCCAAAGCAUUUGGUUCCCAUGUUUACACGCCACUGUUAAAUACCAUGAAGGUCACAUAUGUCAGGGGCUUUUAUUACACGUGCUUUAAUAUUCACCAGCCUAAUAUACACUGCAUGCUUUUUAAAUUUGAUUUGAUUACUGCUGUGAUCUAUUACCUUCCUUUUUUUUACUCCUUAAACAACUCAGCUUUUUCGGUCUUACUUUCAUUGCUAUUUUCUUAUAAAAUGGUGCAUUUAUUUAUUGUAAAACUUGCUCUGUCCUAUGAUUUAAGCUCCAACUUUGCCAAAUGUUAGUAUGAGAUAUUGUUGAACAGAAUCCCAGAUAAGAGUAUUAAAAUACUCGUGCAUUUAUAUAAUUUAUAAGGAUAUAUUUUGUGUAUUGAAGUGGAGAUUUGUUGUUUAUUCCCUAUGAUGUUUGGAUGUGAUUCUGAGUGUAAAGUGACAUUUUGGUGUCAAGAUUUGCCGUACAUUUUUCUAGCAUCAGUCAUCUCCUCUUGUAUUCAGAACCAUUUCAACACUACGAAUUAUUCCGUAUUCUUUUGUUGGCUUUCAUUGAUGUACAUUUUGAAUAAAAAAUAACCUCAAUUUAUUAA
This is a messenger RNA of Austrofundulus limnaeus, 4137 nucleotides long. RefSeq names its product septin 6 (gene septin6). Gene Ontology annotation, molecular function: GTP binding. The transcript is spliced from 10 exons. The record is from RefSeq and is a predicted model, not a curated record. NCBI's taxonomy places the organism in Eukaryota, Metazoa, Chordata, Actinopteri, Cyprinodontiformes, Rivulidae. Bases 77 to 1360 code for a protein of 427 amino acids.